AUGCAUUUAUUUCUUCGUGUGAUCAUAAUUUCGUUGCUAUGGCCCAUCAGCAUAGUGGCAGCAUCAUCGUCAGAUAAAGUUACACCAGUAUUAAAGUCUGACUGCGAAUCUCAUUGCGGAAAUGUUAGCAUCCCAUACCCUUUUGGGAUUGGACCUAGCAUCAGUUGUUACUUGUACGAUUGGUUUGAAAUAGAGUGCAAGAACUCUAACAGCGGUCCCAAGCCUUUCUUGAAGAACACCACGAUAGAGGUGCUGGAUAUUUCAGUUGAAGGCACGCUUCGAGUUGAGCAUCCUGUUAGGUUCUUCAACAGAACAAUGGUUCCCCAAUUGCCAAAUUUUACAGGAAGCCCUUUCUUGUACUCUCAGGAACACAAUCAAUUCACUGCAGUCAGUUGUGGCUUGUUUGCCUUUGUAAAGUCAUACCCGGACCAGCGUAUUGCGCUUCCCGGGAAUCUCAGUGUGAUUGAUGCCGAUAUAAAACCUGAAUCCGAAGAAAGCACUAUCAAUGGAAAGGGAGGAGUAUCGGCUCAUAAUUACGCAUUCCUUGUCCAGCAAGACUGGUUUUAUCAUUAUUUAUCAAAUUUUAGAGACGUCAAGGAUAUGGACAGCGUUCCAGUGGUGUUAGAAUGGAGCCUAAGCUUGGAUGACAUGACAAGUUCAUUGGUCAAAUUAUACAAGGAGUUCGUCCCAGAAUUCGAUCUCCUUCUAAACGGAUCUCCCCAAAUUCGAAAGUUUGAUUCCACACCCUUUUGCAUAACACAUAUCACUUCUUAUGCAUACAAUCAGUCAAAAAUUAUAUGUUUUUGUCCGGGUGGGUUUGAAGGGAAUCCCUAUCUUCUCCAACCUUGUCAAGAUAUAGAUGAAUGCAAUGGUUCUGAUCCGUGUCCUGGUAUUGGUGCAUGGAGUUUGGGUGGCCGUGUUAUAUGCAAGAAUACUUUUGGGGGUCAUACGUGCUAUUCAAAUACAAAUGGCUUUGUAUGCGAUUAUUAUGGUACAGAAGGUCUUGUAACGAGUCUCGGAAUACUGCCAAUAGUUGUUGGUUCAUGGUACGUAUACAAAGUAAUAAAGAAAAGGAGAAAAAACAAACGGAAGGAAAUGUUUUUCAAACGUAAUGGUGGUUUGUUGUUGGAAAAAAAAUUAUCAUCAGGUGAAAAAUUUAAGGUUGAAAAGAUCAAGCUGUUCAAAUCGAAGGAGUUAGAGAAGUCCACUGAUAAUUUUAACAUUAAUCGAAUUCUUGGCCAUGGAGGUCAAGGUACUGUUUACAAAGGAAUGUUGACAAAUGGAAGAAUCGUUGCUGUAAAAAAGUCCGAAGUAGUGGGCGAAGGCAAACUUUCAGAAUUCAUCAACGAGGUUGUACUUCUUUCACAAAUUAACCACAGAAAUGUGGUUAAACUAUUGGGAUGUUGUUUAGAGACUGAAGUUCCUAUUUUGGUUUAUGAAUUCAUACCUAAUGGAACCCUUUCUCAGUAUAUCCAAGGGAAUGUUGAGGAUUGUCAGUUUCCAUGGAAAAUGCGCUUACGAGUUGCAACAGAGGUUGCAGGAGCCCUUUCCUACUUACAUAGUGCAGCUUCCUUUCCCAUUUUCCAUAGAGACAUCAAAUCUUCCAACAUACUCUUGGAUGAAAAAUGCAGAGCGAAAGUUGCCGAUUUUGGAACGUCACGAUCAAUUUCCAUUGACCAUACUCAUUUGACAACACUUGUUAAUGGUACGUUUGGUUACUUGGACCCGGAAUACUUCCAAUCAAACCGAUUUACGGAGAAAAGUGAUGUGUAUAGCUUUGGAGUUGUUCUUGCUGAGCUAUUGACUGGUAGAAAACCAGUUUGUUCAAUAUCCAGGUCACAACGAGAAGAGGACAACAUAAGUCUCGCCACACAUUUCAUUACCUUGAUGCACGAAGAUCGUUUACUUGACAUUGUUGAUGCUCGAAUAAUGAAGGACGGCUCUGAAACAGAGAUCAGAGUCGUUGCUAAUCUUGCGAGCAGAUGCUUAAAUUUGAAUGGGAGGAAUCGUCCUACAAUGAGAGAGGUCACAACCGAAUUGGAGGCUAUCAAGGUUCCAUGUACUGUUUUACAAUCAUCUCAAGCUGCUAACACAAUGCCUAAGAUAUUUCAGACAUAAAGAUUUUCAUAUAAAUAAAGCACCUCACCAAAACAAUAACUGAGGUUGUGGUAUUUGAAUCAAGUAGGCAGAUGCUUUG
Pyrus x bretschneideri (Chinese white pear) is the source of this 2197-nucleotide messenger RNA. RefSeq names its product putative wall-associated receptor kinase-like 13. Gene Ontology annotation, biological process: cell surface receptor signaling pathway; protein phosphorylation. Lineage: Eukaryota; Viridiplantae; Streptophyta; Magnoliopsida; Rosales; Rosaceae. Gene Ontology annotation, molecular function: protein serine/threonine kinase activity; polysaccharide binding; ATP binding. The transcript has 5 exons. Gene Ontology annotation, cellular component: plasma membrane. The coding region runs from base 1 to 2118 and encodes 705 amino acids. The record is from RefSeq and is a predicted model, not a curated record.